AUGGUUACAACAGUCUUCACCAAUGGCCGUGUUCUCUUUCCAGGCAUAUGGGGUAACUUUGUCCCUACCAUGGUAGUCGAGGACGACCGUAUCAUGCACAUUGGCUGGGACCGUGACCAAGCCGUUGUUCGGGUUCAAGCGACAGCAUCAACAGUGGACUUAAAAAAUCGAAUGGUCCUCCCGGGGUUUAUCGAUAGCCACGUGCACAUCCUCAAUUUCGGCCUGUCGCUGCAGAAACUCGACCUCCUGCCUUGCAAGAACCUCGCAGAUAUCCAAAAUGCCAUCACUUCAUAUGCAGCAACUCAUCCAUCCGAUCCACGCAUUUUGUGCCGAGGUUGGGUCCAGUCGGUUACAGAUGGAAACGCUUUUGCAACAGCCUUGGACGACCUAGAUCCACGUCCCAUCUACAUCGAGGCGAUGGACCUCCACUCAACUUGGUGCAAUAAUGCAGCCCUCAAAGAGCUAGAGGCUCACUCGAAGCCCGAUCCUCCAGGAGGAAAAAUUCAUCGCUGCCAGAACGGGAUCCCGUCUGGCUUACUCGAAGAGGCUGCGCAGUUCCAUAUCGUCUGGCCGUUCUUGGACCGAGUCACGUCCAUGGAGAAGAAGGUAGCCGCGAUCGAUGCUGCGAUCAGUGCGCAUCAACGUGCUGGGUAUACUGGUCUCGUGGGUAUGGGUAUGGGAGAGAGUGAGUGGUCGGCAUUGAACAUCUACAAAAGCCAACGUGGUGAAAUUCCAAUGCAUGUGGCGGCGUACUGGUUGGUGCCCUACUCAAAACGUGAUUCUGAUAUCUACGGUCAUAUUGAUCGCGCCAUUGAGCUUCGACAAACCUUCAACCGCAAAACCUCCCCGGAGUUUUGCAUCAAUGGCAUUAAGCUCCUAUGUGACGGCACUGUGCAUGAGUGUACAGCGGGACUACACCAGCCAUGCGGUAGACUUUCCAACAUCGUCGAUCCCAUCUGGCCUUCUGAUGCCCUUGCAGCAGCUAUUCGCCGGGCUACCGAUGCCGGCCUGCAGUGCGCUAUUCACGCAAUCGGGGAUCGAACAGUGCAGCAGGCUAUUGACUGUUUAUCGCUGAUUCACAACCUACCAGCCUGUCGCCAUCGUAUUGAGAAUUUAGAGAUAACAACUUCCAAAGAUGCGAGAAGGCUUGGCCAACUAGGAAUCGUGGCCUCAGUCCAGCCUGGCCACCUAGACCCAGCGACCUUUGACGGGCGGCCGGACAGGCUUGGGACUCAGAGUUCCAGGCGGGUUUUCGCGUACCAAGACUUCGUCGAUGCCGGCGCUCAUUUGGCCUUUGGGACCGAUGCUCCCACAGCGGAGCAUCACGCACUGUCGAAUCUUUACAUUGCUACUACUCGGCGGUCGUCCAUUGAUCCGUCCUUGCAAGAUACCGUCAAUCCCAAAUCCGCAGUUUCCCUCAAGACGGCUAUCUCAGCAGCUACUGUGGGGGGUGCGUAUGCGUCCUUUUCCGACUCGUGGACAGGGACUCUACGUCCAGGAUUUAGUGCCAAUUUCGUUGUUCUGGAUAUGAUCUUAGCCCCGGAAUCUCUGUUAGAAGCUCGGGUGUGCCAAACCUGGUACAAGGGAAAGAAGGUGUUUGAUGAAGAAGUGGGUGGCGUGUGA
This is a messenger RNA of Penicillium verrucosum, 1623 nucleotides long. RefSeq names its product amidohydrolase. Gene Ontology annotation, molecular function: hydrolase activity, acting on carbon-nitrogen (but not peptide) bonds. Lineage: Eukaryota; Fungi; Ascomycota; Eurotiomycetes; Eurotiales; Aspergillaceae. The record is from RefSeq and is a predicted model, not a curated record. The transcript has a single exon. Bases 1 to 1623 code for a protein of 540 amino acids.